This is a messenger RNA of Daucus carota subsp. sativus, 1136 nucleotides long. RefSeq names its product deSI-like protein At4g17486. Gene Ontology annotation, biological process: protein deubiquitination. The coding region runs from base 1 to 705 and encodes 234 amino acids. NCBI's taxonomy places the organism in Eukaryota, Viridiplantae, Streptophyta, Magnoliopsida, Apiales, Apiaceae. Gene Ontology annotation, molecular function: deubiquitinase activity. The record is from RefSeq and is a predicted model, not a curated record. The transcript has 3 exons.
AUGAGAAUAAUGAAAGGAUGGAAGGUAGUAGUACCAAUGUGUUUGAAAGGGAAAGUAAAGUUAACCAGUCAUUGUUCAAGAAGUACACCAGUUUAUCUCAAUGUAUAUGACUUGACGCCCAUGAAUGGCUAUGCAUAUUGGGCUGGCUUCGGUAUCUUUCAUUCUGGUGUGGAAGUUCAUGGUGUAGAGUAUGCAUUUGGCGCGCAUGACUAUCCUACCAGCGGUGUCUUUGAGGUUCAGCCCCGGGAAUGCCCAGGUUUCAGUUUCAGGAAGACGAUCUUCAUUGGGACUACAUGUUUGAGUCCUGAUCAGGUCAGGGAAUUCACAGAGCAUCACUCAGCAAGCUAUAAUGGCGAUACAUAUCACCUGAUUGCCAAGAACUGCAAUCAUUUCUGCGAAGAUAUCUGUUACAAGUUGACAGGAAAACAUAUUCCUAAAUGGGUCAAUCGACUUGCAAAAAUAGGUUCAAUCUUUAACUGCGUACUACCUGAAGCCCUCAGAAUAUCUCCAGUGCAACACGACCCCGAUUACCAAGUAUAUGACAGUGACAAGAAGAGGCUUAGAAGUAACUUCAGUAAUUGCCUCACUUCUGUCUCUACAAGGCAGAAACAGUUAUCAUCGUCGUCGUUGUUUAUACUGUCCCCUUCAAAAGGCUGCUUACCACCAUCGGAUUUAAGUAGGUCUGUUGAGAACCAGUCCAUCUAAAAGCAUAAGGUGUUAGAGGAAGCCCCCAAAUGGAUCUUAUGCUAUAUUUCAACACUUCCCCUCACUCGAAAUCUUGAGCUCUGUUGAGAACCAAUUCAUCUAAAACCUUAAAGUGUUAGAGGAAGGCCCAAAAUGGAUCUUAUGUUAUAUUUCAACAAGGUACGAUAAGGUUUUGCUGAAAUAAAGGUAGAAUUCUGCUGAAACAAAGGUAAGAUGGAUAGAUGUUUGAUCAAAGUCGUGUUUGACAAAUGUCGUGCUACUAGAAAUACAGAAAUACUGGAAUAGACAUCAGGCCUUUAACAUCGGUUAGAGUUGCCACUGAUCGGUCCAAAUAGGGUAACUGAUUCGUUAGCCUUCAACUAGGGAUAUAUUUGUAACAUUUGAAUUCUGUAUAAUGUUAAGAGGUUGAAUGCUCAAUUUUGCUUUCUUUA